Plasmodium adleri (nom. inval.) is the source of this 3534-nucleotide messenger RNA. Its product is annotated as conserved Plasmodium protein, unknown function. Gene Ontology annotation, biological process: mismatch repair; nucleotide-excision repair. NCBI's taxonomy places the organism in Eukaryota, Apicomplexa, Aconoidasida, Haemosporida, Plasmodiidae. The record is from RefSeq and is a predicted model, not a curated record. The coding region runs from base 1 to 3534 and encodes 1177 amino acids. Gene Ontology annotation, cellular component: cytoplasm; XPC complex; nucleotide-excision repair factor 2 complex. The transcript has a single exon. Gene Ontology annotation, molecular function: damaged DNA binding; single-stranded DNA binding.
AUGGAAAGAAAGAAAAGAAAAAAAGAUACUUAUGAUGAAAAAAGUGAUGAUAUCGAUUCCUUGAAUGAGAUUGAUAGAGAAUUGUUUGGAGAAGAUGAAUUAAAAAUAUUAGAAAAAGGAUAUAAAGAUGUUUCAGAAGAUAAAGAAGAAGAUAACGAUUAUUAUAUAGAUAAGGAAAUAUUGAAUGUCACAAAUAAUGAUGAUUUUAUACAACUUGAUGAUAUUUAUGAAUCUGAUAAUAUUACUAGUGAAGACAAAAGUGUGAGUAGUGAUGUAGAAAUUAUUGAAAUAGAUAGUGAGGUGUCAUCAAAUGAAAAAGAUAUGAAAAAAAAGAAAAAAAGGAAUUCGAAAAAUAAGGAUAAAAAAAAAAAUGACACUAAUAAUGACAAUAUUAAAAAUAAUUAUAGGUUAAAUAAAAAAAGUGAUGAUGAUAUUCCAAAUGAAAAUAAAUUAUUUUCUGUAGAUGAAUUAAGAAAGUUUAAAGAUAUGAGAUAUAAAAAUGUGCAAAAAAGAAUAGAAGAAAAUAAAUUAAUAACAUUUUUAUUAUGUUGGAUUUGUCAUCUUUAUUUUUUAAAUAAUAUUUGUAACAAUAAAUUAUUACAAGGUUUGAUAUAUUCUGUAUAUGUAAAUUAUAAAGGCACAAAAAAAUUAUAUAAGGACCCGAUAUAUUUAUUUUUAUUUAUAAAGAAUUAUUUUGAAUUAACAAUUGAUAGAAAAUCAUGGAUUAUAGGUGAUAAAAUUCUUUCAAAGUAUUUCAAAGGAUCAAUAAUAUUUAGAUUAAUUAGGUGUAUACACAGAAAAAAAGGUAAUAAUGUUUUGUUAAAUUUAAUUUUUGUUUCUUUAUGUAGAUGUUUAAAUAUUCCUAGUCGUAUAUGUAUGUCUUUACCUAUGCUAAAAGAUGAAAUCUAUAGUAUAGAUAAUAAUGAUCAUUUUAUUAAAAAAUGUUAUCAUAAAUAUUCUGAAGAGUUUAAUCAAAAUAUUUUUUUCAACGAUUUUAUGAAUAAUAUAGAGACAUAUAGUAGUGACAAGGAAAACGUUUUAAAUAAUGAAGAAGGAGAUAUAAAUAAUUACAUGAACAAUGAAAACAAAAACAAAAACAAAAACAACAGCAACAGCAACAGCAACAAUAAUAAUAAUUAUUAUUAUUAUCACAAUGAUGAUGUUAUAAUCAUUGAAAAAGAAGAUUUUAUUUUAAAUAAAAAAAAAAAAAGUUUGAAAAAUUAUAAAACACAUGAAACUACACAAUAUCAUAUUUUUGCAGAAUGUUAUUCUUCUAGUUUUAAUAAAUGGGUUUCUUUUUUCUUUCCUUUUAAUGUAUAUUAUUUUAAUUUCUUUAAUUUUUCAAAAAAUGAUAAUACAAAUAAUUAUGAAAGUAAAAUAUUUCAUAUACUAUUGCCCCUACCAAAAACAUCAGAAGAAAUAAAAAUAUAUAAAAGUGAAAAAACAAAAAAUAACUUAAAUAAAUUUCCACAUUCACUUUUUUACAAAAAAAAUAAAAAAGUAAAAGAAUACAUAUCUGAACAAUCUAGUGAUCAAAGUUCUAUUGUAUCAAUUUAUUCUUAUGAUGAAAAUGAUAAAAAGGAAAAACACCAGAAGGAUAAAUAUAUAAAUAAUCAGGUUCAAGAAAGUGUAUGUAUUCAAAAAACUCAUAAUAUGUUUAAAAAGACAGAAAUGUCUUCCAAUAAAAAUAUAGAGCCAACUCAAGAUAACAAUUAUAUAAUACAUAAAGAUUUAGUGAGAAGGGAAAAAAAUAAUAAUAAUAAUAAUUAUGCAUCAUCUAAUAUAUUAAAAGAAACUAAAUAUCAUAUAACAUCUCAUCCAUUUGUUAAUCAAGAUUUAAAAUUAAAUAAAUUAGACAAUAAAAAACAUUCUCAUAAAAAUUUUCAUAUUUUAUGUGAAAAUUAUAAGGGAAAAAUGUAUAUCGAAAAAAAUAACAAAUUUUUUAUAUAUGAUAAAAAAAAAAAAAAUAUAUUAAGAAUUAUUUAUUUACAAUAUAAUAUAAAAAAAAAUGAUGAUAUGAAAAGAAAAAAUAAAAAUAACAUAAAAGAUAAUUCAAAAUUUGAUUCCUUUCAUAAUGUUCAUGAUAAUAUAUUUGAUUUUGAAGAGGAUGAAGAACAUAUGAAUAUAAAGAAUUCAUUAGUUGAUAUAUAUAGUACAAAUGAUACAAAAAAAUUUCUUUUAAAUCAAAUUAUUGAAUUAAAAAAUGCAAAUAAAAAAUUAAAAAAAGAAUAUAAUAAUAAUAAUAAUAUAUCUAAUCAUUUGACAGAAUAUGAUGAAAUUAUUUAUGAUAAAUUUGGAGAUAUAUCAAAACUAAAUUCAUAUGAAAAUAAAUAUAUUAAAGUUUUUAUAAAUUCAAAUGUUUAUAAAUAUUUCUAUAAUUUGGAUCAUUAUAAUUUAUAUCUUUCUAUUAAUAAAUAUAAUAUAUUAAAAGAUAUAAGUGUAAGACACAAAUUAAGAUGUAGUACUAAUAGUAAUAAAUCUAAUACAAUUAAUGCAAUUAUUAAAGGAGACAAACAAUGUAAUAUUAUCAGAGAAUCUUUUAGAAAGUUAUGUUUUUAUACAAAUAAGAAAUAUUAUAAUAAUUUAGAACUAUUAAUAGAUAAACGAGAUGAAGAUUAUUUAUAUAAUUUGUAUGUAACUAAUAUGAUACCUAAAGAAAAAACAGAUUUCUUAAAAUCAAACUAUUAUAUAUUAAAAUCCAUGUUAAAAAAAAAUCAAGUCAUAUAUCCAAACAAACCAGUUGGAUUAUUUAAGGGUGAAAAUGUAUAUUUAAAAGAAAAUUUUUAUAAUCUAACUAGAAGGGAAUACUUAGAAAAUAAGCAUUAUUAUUUAAGUGAUAGUGAGGAACCUUUAAAUUAUGAAUAUGAUGAAUAUAAUAAAAUUAAAAUUCCUUUAUAUGCUCAAUUCCAGUUGAAAAAAAGAAUUAAUAGAAAUAGAAAAUAUGAAAAUUGUCUUCUAUCAUUAGGACCAAAUGAAAUUAUAAGUAAUGACACAACUCAAAGUAAUAAUGAUAUUAAUAAUAAUUUAUUAGGGAUGGAUGAACAGCAUUUUGAUUAUAUAUAUGAUAAAAAAGAUAAAUUAGAUAUUUUAAAAAAUAAACUAUUUGCUCAUAUUAAAGCAAAUACUAUUAUUGAAUUAAAUGAAGAUGAUAUUUGUAUUUAUAAUAUACAAUUAAAGUAUAUAUUAAAACAUAUUAAAGGAAUUAUUCCAUAUAAAUUAAUCUAUAAUAAUUCUUAUUUCCUUUAUAACAAAUUUCGUAAGAGACAAAAUGUAAAAGUAGACGUUAAUAAAAUUAUUAUCAGAAAAAAAGACUUUAUCUCUUUUCAAAAUUUAUAUGUGCCCCCAAAAAAAACACAAGAUGAAUUUCUAAUCAGAGACAAAACAAAACAAAUCAAAAAUCUAUGGAAAGUAUUGUUCAAAAGUAUAAUGUAUGAACAAAAAAAUAAACAAUUAUCCAUACAGAAAAAAAAGGCAAAAAAUAUUUAUAAAAUGAAAGAUUUCAAUAUGGACGUUGAUAGAUAUUUUGAAAUUUGA